Episyrphus balteatus (marmalade hoverfly) is the source of this 780-nucleotide messenger RNA. RefSeq lists its product as uncharacterized. The transcript has a single exon. Gene Ontology annotation, biological process: DNA integration. NCBI's taxonomy places the organism in Eukaryota, Metazoa, Arthropoda, Insecta, Diptera, Syrphidae. Bases 1 to 780 code for a protein of 259 amino acids. Gene Ontology annotation, molecular function: nucleic acid binding. The record is from RefSeq and is a predicted model, not a curated record.
AUGCACUUAGCCGAGUACUCAGUCAACAUCGUACUUUCAUUCGCCGAUGAGGCACGGGAUAGGUUUAUUAAGUCUACAUCCGAAGAUCUCGAGUUGCAGUUGUUGAAACAGGUUGUUUUGAGAGGAUGGCCUGAGAACGACAAAAUGUUACCGGAAGCUGUCAAGUAUACUAACUUAAAAGAAGAAAUAACCUUUGAACAAGGUCUUUUAUUCAAAGGACAUAAGGUAAUUGUGCCAAAAUGGGAAAUUAAUAAAAUCGUUCGUGAUCUUCACUCAGGACAUGCUGGAGUUACUAGCUCGGUAGCAGGAGCUCGUCAAUCGCUUUACAAGUUGGGUCAAAGCCAAAGCAUUCGCGAAUACGUCCAGAGAUGCUCCGUGUGUCAGCAGACACAAAGAAGUAUUGUUCGAGAACCACAAUUGAAAGGAGAUGUUCCAGAAUACCCAUUCCAACUUGUGUCAUCUUAUAUUUUCAAUUUCAAGGGAGAUGAAUAUGUUCUGAUAGCCGAUCAUUAUUCAGGAUUCAUGGACUUCAAGAAAUUGAAAUCAGCGAACUCUCAAGAGGUCAUCGACCACAUGAGACAAUGGUUUUCAGUUCAUGGUAUUCCUGAGACGCUAGAAUCUGAUGGUGGAACACAAUAUACAUCAAAAAGGUCUUCCAAUUUUGCAUCAACGUGGCAAUUCAAACAUCGUGUAUCAAGCCCUGCUAAAGCGAUGUUAUCUGGACAAAUCGGAUAUAUAUCUCACAAUUCUUAUGCUAAGAAAUACACCAAGAAAUUUUGA